CCCCCAAGCCCCAAGCCCCACCACCAGCAACACAGGGCACACAGAAUUGCAAAAAGAAGCAGCUGCGUUUGGCGACCAUCUUCCCCAGCGAAAAAAAAGAAAUCUCAGCCUUUGAGUUCCCACGACGCCAACACACGCAUAAUACCCUCGGUCGACGCAGACGAGCGACAACCCCUAGGCGACCGCAAAGAUGGCAACCGAAUUGACUGUGCAGUCGGAGCGUGCGUUCCAGAAGCAGCCGCACAUCUUCCUCAACUCCAAGACCAAGGUCAAGUCGGCGCGCCCCGGAAAGGGCGGCCGCCGCUACUACAAGGAUGUCGGCCUGGGUUUCCGCACCCCUAAGAACGCCAUCGAGGGACAGUACAUCGACAAGAAGUGCCCCUUCACCGGCCUCGUCUCGAUCCGUGGCCGUAUCCUGAACGGCACCGUCGUUUCCACCAAGAUGCACCGUACUCUGGUCAUCCGCCGCGAGUACCUCCACUACAUCCCCAAGUACUCCCGUUACGAGAAGCGCCACAAGAACCUCGCCGCCCACGUCUCGCCGGCUUUCCGUGUUGAGGAGGGUGACCACGUCACUGUUGGCCAGUGCAGGCCCCUGAGCAAGACGGUCCGGUUCAACGUUCUGCGUGUCACCCCCAGGGCGGACAAGGCCGUCAAGUCGUUUGCCAAGUUCUAAGGUGGAGGGUUGUCUCUUUUGGGCAUUCUAGGCGCUGUUUCUUUACUCGAGGGCUUUCAUUAUUCCCAUGGAUUCCGGGAUGGCGGUCAAACGGCUAGCUGCUUUGCGCAAAAACGUGGCAUAGAGGCAGCUUUGAAUGAGAACUCGUUGGUCAUUUUGACGGAGGGGGAUACCGCCGCGGGUCGUGUCCCUGGAGGGAGGGGUUAAGCGGGAUCUGGCAUGUGCCAGGAUAAAAGGCUGCUAGAUAUGACGCUCGGGUUCGGGCACCGUGCUUGAGGAGCAGGGCGUAUCGGAGGACAGUCAACGGAGUUCGGUGAGACCCUUUUGAGGUCAAGGAUAUAUCUGUUCUAACGAACUGUAUAUGGAUGUGCUCCCUCGGGUUCUAAGUGCAGGCUGUUGGUCAUGGCGCUAGAGGUGGCUCUGUUUCCCUUAGUUUUGGAACCGCCUUGUGAUGGUGAUGGUGAUGGGAGCACCUGGCGCCGGCGUGGAAGAUGACAUGGCGCCUACAGCAACAGCAAAGGGACGGUAGCGCAGAUUAUCAUUGAUGUUUGUCCAUAUCUGCGGUGCUACACCCCGGAGGGCCAGUUGAGCUGACAUUUUGGGCGUCCCCGCAAGGCACAAGUGUUUGCGCACGCUUGAAUAUCAUGUACAUGCGUGCCAACGCCUGACUUUUAACUGCGUUGAAACACAGCCGCCUACACUCGAUGGAGCUGAUGGAAAGAGGUUUGGAACAGAGCAGCAUAGCAUUUCUGUCAGCGCCCGAAACCUCGGCCUGGAAACAAUUCUGCUAUAACCGCCCCCCUACGCUGGGAAGUUGAGGAGCUAGAUAUGCGACCUGCACCUGAAUCCUCCGAGCGAUGGAAAGCUAGUCGGCCCCCUCGGGGUCGUCAGCUUGAGAGCGAGCAGCAAAGACCGACCCAGAUUCGCUGCGCUGUCUUGCCAUGUUUGGAAGCAACCCAUGGACGGCGAAACUGGUCAACGCAGAACAAUACGUCUGUCUGAGGACGCCGCUGAUCUGGAGAUAUUACCAUAAAUUGCUACGCCGCCCUUCAACAUCAAGUCGGAACGAGAGUGGCAGGUGAACGAUUUUAAGGGCGGGUAGCGGCUGGAAAGGACGAGCUUUACAUAAUAUACCUAAUUGCAAAGAGCGCAAAUGACUGCUGUAAUGGAA
Gaeumannomyces tritici R3-111a-1 is the source of this 1847-nucleotide messenger RNA. RefSeq names its product 40S ribosomal protein S11. The record is from RefSeq and is a predicted model, not a curated record. Gene Ontology annotation, biological process: translation. The coding region runs from base 191 to 676 and encodes 161 amino acids. Gene Ontology annotation, cellular component: ribosome; cytosolic small ribosomal subunit. The transcript is spliced from 3 exons. Gene Ontology annotation, molecular function: structural constituent of ribosome. NCBI's taxonomy places the organism in Eukaryota, Fungi, Ascomycota, Sordariomycetes, Magnaporthales, Magnaporthaceae.